AUGGCUGAUGAUGAGGAUUAUGCAGGAGAUGAUUUUGCCGAUGAUGAGCCCAUGGAUGAUAUUGCCGAGAUUGAGCAAGAAAACGAAGAUGCUGAUGGAGAGAACAUAGAACUGCUCGAGGCGGACAAAGGAAUUGCCUCAACGGAUCGUGUCACAACACCUUUUAUGACCAAAUACGAAAGAGCAAGGAUUUUGGGCACUCGGGCGCUGCAGAUUGCCAUGGGCGCUCCGGUCAUGGUGGAGAUCGAAAGCGAGACGGAUCCGUUGGAAAUCGCCAGAAAGGAGCUGAAGGCCCGGAAGGUGCCAAUCAUUGUUCGUCGAUACCUCCCCGACGGUUCUUUUGAAGACUGGUCCGUGGAUCAACUUUCCAUCACCGAUCUA
This is a messenger RNA of Mesorhabditis spiculigera, 381 nucleotides long. The record is from the annotation of a GenBank genome assembly. NCBI's taxonomy places the organism in Eukaryota, Metazoa, Nematoda, Chromadorea, Rhabditida, Rhabditidae.